This is a messenger RNA of Raphanus sativus (radish), 766 nucleotides long. Its product is annotated as protein C2-DOMAIN ABA-RELATED 11. The record is from RefSeq and is a predicted model, not a curated record. The transcript has 4 exons. Lineage: Eukaryota; Viridiplantae; Streptophyta; Magnoliopsida; Brassicales; Brassicaceae. The coding region runs from base 163 to 663 and encodes 166 amino acids.
AGACCGUCGAAUCUGUCUCUUUAUGACAUCAUUUGUUUUCCUUUAUAAAGAAAAUGAUAACUGUGACAAUUUUGCGUCCUACCUCCUCCUCCUCUCUCAGCAACCUGUUCAUAUCUCUACCAAGCAAGAAGAGGAAGGAACCCUUUCGCAUUUUGAUCUGAGAUGGGCGAGCCACUAGGACUGCUCCAGGUGACUGUUAUUCGAGGAAAGAAACUGGCUAUCAGAGACUUCAAGUCAAGUGAUCCUUACGUGAUUGUCAAAUUGGGGAAUGAGUCAUCCAAGACCAAAGUGAUCAACAACUGCCUGAAUCCUGUGUGGGAUGAGGAACUGAGCUUUACACUCAAAGACCCUGCAGCAGUUCUCGCAUUGGAAGUGUUUGAUAAAGAUAGGUUCAAGGCAGAUGACAAGAUGGGUCAUGCCACUCUCAGCCUUCAGCCGCUCAUCUCAGUAGCCAGACUAAGGCAUAUAGUGCAUGUCUCCUCUGAUGGUGAGACAACGCUUAGGAAAGUGUUACCUGAUUCUGACAACUGUGUAUCUCGGGAGAGCACAAUCAGUUGCAUAAACGGAGAGGUGGUGCAGAGCGUGUGGCUAAAGCUGUGCGCUGUUGAAUCGGGUGAGAUUGAGUUAAAGAUCAAGUUGAUUGAUCCUCCUGGAACAAAGUAGAAUGCACACAUGCGCCGGGGGGAGCAACCCGAUUGUCUAGUGAUAACUGCAACAUGUAAUGGUCUCUGUGUUUCCAAAUGAGUGUGAAACGGCUUUAAACCUU